This is a messenger RNA of Morus notabilis, 1795 nucleotides long. RefSeq names its product trans-cinnamate 4-monooxygenase. The record is from RefSeq and is a predicted model, not a curated record. The coding region runs from base 57 to 1574 and encodes 505 amino acids. NCBI's taxonomy places the organism in Eukaryota, Viridiplantae, Streptophyta, Magnoliopsida, Rosales, Moraceae. Gene Ontology annotation, biological process: lignin metabolic process. The transcript has 3 exons. Gene Ontology annotation, molecular function: trans-cinnamate 4-monooxygenase activity; iron ion binding; heme binding.
AAGCUUCUUAAACUCCCAACAAACACAAACACAACCACCGAACACCAAACACCACCAUGGACCUCCUCUUCCUAGAGAAGCUCCUCCUCUCCCUCUUCUUCUCCUUCCUCCUCGCCAUCCUCGUCUCGAGGCUCCGCGGCAAGCGCUUCAAGCUCCCCCCGGGCCCACUCACUGUCCCUAUAUUCGGCAAUUGGCUGCAAGUAGGCGAUGAUCUCAACCACCGCAACCUCUCGGACCUAGCACGCAAGUUUGGUGACAUCUUCCUCCUCCGCAUGGGGCAGCGCAACCUCGUCGUCGUCUCGUCCCCCGACCUCGCCAAGCAAGUCCUCCACACGCAGGGCGUCGAGUUCGGCUCCCGCACGAGGAACGUCGUCUUCGACAUCUUCACGGGCAAAGGGCAGGACAUGGUGUUCACCGUCUACGGCGAGCACUGGCGCAAGAUGCGGCGGAUCAUGACCGUCCCUUUCUUCACCAACAAGGUCGUCCAGCAGUACCGCCUCGGGUGGGAGGACGAGGCCGCCAGGGUCGUCGAGGAUGUUAGGAACAUGCCCGAAGCCUCCACUUCCGGAAUUGUGCUGAGGAAGAGGCUGCAGCUCAUGAUGUACAACAACAUGUACCGGAUCAUGUUCGACCGGCGGUUCGAGAGCGAGGAGGACCCGCUUUUCGUCCGCCUGAGGGCGCUCAAUGGCGAGAGGAGCCGCCUCGCGCAGAGCUUUGAGUACAACUACGGCGAUUUCAUUCCGAUUCUGAGGCCAUUCUUGAGGGGAUACUUGAAGAUUUGCAAGGAAGUUAAGGAGAGAAGGUUGCAGCUCUUUAGGGACUAUUUUCUUGAGGAGAGAAAGAAGCUGGCGAGUACGACAAGGAGUGAUAACAAUGCGUUGAAGUGUGCUAUUGAUCACAUACUUGAUGCUCAGCACAAGGGAGAGAUUAACGAGGACAAUGUUCUUUACAUAGUCGAGAACAUCAACGUUGCUGCAAUUGAGACGACACUAUGGUCGAUCGAGUGGGGAAUUGCUGAGCUAGUGAACCAUCCAGAGAUCCAACAAAAGCUUCGACACGAGCUCGACACGGUGCUCGGUCCUGGCGAGCAGAUCACCGAGCCAGACACAUACAAGCUGCCCUACCUGCAGGCAGUGAUCAAGGAAACUCUGCGGCUGCGGAUGGCUAUCCCUCUGCUGGUGCCCCACAUGAACCUCCACGACGCCAAGCUCGGGGGCUACGACAUCCCCGCCGAGAGCAAGAUCCUCGUCAACGCGUGGUGGCUGGCCAACAACCCGGCGCAGUGGAAGAACCCGGAGGAAUUCAGGCCGGAGAGGUUCUUGGAAGAGGAAGCUAAGGUUGAGGCCAAUGGGAAUGACUUUAAGUACCUUCCUUUUGGUGUUGGAAGGAGGAGUUGUCCCGGGAUCAUAUUGGCUUUGCCCAUUUUGGGAAUCACUUUGGGGCGUUUGGUCCAGAAUUUUGAGCUCUUGCCUCCUCCUGGACAAGACAAGCUUGAUACCUCGGAGAAAGGUGGGCAGUUCAGCUUGCACAUUUUGAAGCACUCCACUAUUGUUGCCAAGCCCAGAGUGUGCUGAUCACAUUCUGUCAUGUUUUGAUCUUGGGAAACGGAUUUUGGAUAUGUAUAAGGUGCAAAUUGCUUAAUUAAUUUUAGUUUCAAACUCUGAAUAACACUAGCGAAGUCCAUUGUAAUCUAGCAUCUUCGUCAGUAUAGAAAAUUUGCCUGGGAGGGGGAAAAUCAGUAUAAAGUUUAAUAAUCUGCCUGACCCGGCAAAAACUUAGUAGUGACCUUUCUCAA